AUUUUAUAUACCGCUUCUACAAGACAUAAAUUAUGUAUAAAAUUUACUUGAAGUAAAUUUGUUGUUUUUUCUUUCUGUCUUGAUUAUUGCAAGUCUUUAUUGUUGAAGCAUAACCUUUGGGGACGAGAUGGAACUUACAUCGUUCACAAUUAUAGAAUGUUGCCUAAUGACAUUUAUUUUCAUUUUGCCAUCCCAGGGAAAACAGGAACACACUAUUGUGCAAGACUUUGCUCAUGGAAUUCACAGACGUGACAUACAAAAUAUAACAAGCAAGAGAAACGCGUCAAACAUUGUCGAUAUCAGCAUGUUUACAGACAGCUCAGCUCCUGGAAAUGUAUUUUCUGUAUAUGUUGACGACACAAUAUCGAGACUUAUUAUAGAAGUUAAAGUUGAAAGAUCAACCCCUGUAAUAAUUCUAUUAAAACCCUCAGGUUUACUAGGGCCUCAUCCGAUAAUAAAUGGUGCAGCCAGUGGUGGAACAGUGACCGCGACAAUUGACGUUGCCAUAACAGCGGCAGAUUAUGGAAUAUGGAAGCUUAACAAAUUGGAUGCAAACUUUUGGAAUGUAAACAUUCAAGGAGAAAGUUCACUGGAUUUUACAUAUCAGUUUUUAACAGGGAGCUUUAUACAAGUACCACUUACAGGAGAUCCAGUACAAGGCGAGACUUACAAGACAGUGUUAACUGUCGCGGACUUCACAAAAGCUUACACAGUUGAUGUUGUAUAUAUGUUUUUAAUUGAGAAAUAUACACCGGCAAAUCUGAUGAUUCCAACAGACAAAGGAAAUGGAACAUACGAAGUUGCUAAGCUGAAAAUGAUUGACAGGGACUUUAUGAUAGGAAUAAAUGGAAAGGAUAACUCUGGGCAUUUCUUCCGUCGGAUCAAAACCAUAAAACCGAUAGCUCUAUUGCUCUUAGUGCCUUCGUUGAAUGAUUCAAGUGUGAAACUGUACGAGAAUACAAAGCUGGAGUUGGUUUUUUAUGUAACCAACAAACUUUCCAAGGAUCAAGAUAUAGAUAUAAAAAUUCAGGACACACAAGGCUUUGCUGAAACACCAACAAUAAUUUCUUUAACAUUAACACCUGGUCAAAACUACACCGGAAAGUUUGUUAUCACAGGUGGAUUGUUUGGAGCUACGACAAAUGUGACAAUAAAAGCAGGUCCUUAUAUUCCUGGGCGGAGGACUUCUGGACCAUCAAUUAUGAGGCAGUUCACAGUAGAUAGGCAUUUAACGACAACUUCCACUGAUCUACCGAAAAUGACAGAUAUACCCACAAUGUCAUUUAGUAACUCAUCAUUUGUACCAAAUUCUAAGGGAGGACUAAUCUCCGCAAAUAGCAUAUUAGCAGUUUCAACUACUAGUGCAUCAUCCAAACCUGUUACUGACGUUUCAAAAAUAACCACAAGUGAUGUUUUAACAAGUUCAACCCCACAACUCGAGACCUCAACGAUAUCCAUAAACGACGCAUCCUCGGCUAGAUCAAUGUUUUACACUUCUGCUGUACCUUAUACAAAGACAAUCAUGCCACACAUUGUAGACAUCAGCAUGUUCACAGACAGCUCAGCUCCUGGAAAGGCAUAUUCUGUGUAUGUUGACGAUACAAUAACGAGACUUAUUAUAGAAGUUAAAGUUGAAAGAUCAAGCCCUGUAAUAAUGCUAGCAAAACCCUCAGGUUUACCAGGGCCUCAUCCGAAACUAAAUGGAACAGCCAGUGCUGGAACAGUAACUGCGACAAUUGACGUUGCCAUAACAUCGGCAGAUUAUGGAAUAUGGAAGCUUAACAAAUUGGAUGCAAACACGUGGAAUGUAAAAAUUCAAGGAGAAAGUUCACUAGAUUUUACAUAUCAGUUUUUAUCAGAGAGUUUUAUACAAGUCCCACAUACAGGAGAUCCAGUACAAGGUGAGACCUACAAGACAGUGUUAACUGUCGCUGACUUCACAAAAGCUAAAUCAGUUGAUGUUGUACAGUUGUUUAUAAUUGAGAAAUUAACAGCGGCAAAUAUGAUGUUUCCGAUAGACAAAGGAAAUGGGAAAUACGAGGUUGCUAAGCUGCGAAUGCUUGACAAGGACUUUAUGAUAGGAAUAAAUGGAAAGGAUAACUCUGGACAUUUCUUCCGCCGGAUCAAAACCAUAAAACCGAUAUCUCUAUCGCUUUCAGUGCCUUCGUUUAAUGAUGCAAGUGUGAAACUGUACGAGAAUAUAAAGCUGGAGUUAGUGUUUUAUGUAAUCAACGAACUUUCUAAAGAACAAGACAUAGAUGUAAGAAUUCAGGAUACUCAGGGCUUUGCUCAGUCACCAACAAUAAUUUCUGAAAGAUUAACACCUGGUCAAAACUACACCGGAAAGUUUGUUAUCACAGGUGGAUCGUUUGGUGUCACGACAGAUGUUACAAUAACAGCCAAGCCUUACAUUCCUGGCAAAAAAUCUGAUGGACCAUCAGUAAUGAGGCAGUUCACAGUAGAAAGGAAUUUAACGACAACACUCGGCGCCUCUUUAACAGCAACAACAGUAGCUUCAUUGGGACCUACAACAGUAUCUUCAAACAUUCCAUUGGUGACAUCAAGUACGGCUAUCCAACAUACACAAAAGUCGACUCCAUCUUCUUAUAACACAGUCAAUGCUACAUUUGAAGGUAAAACCAAGGUCAAAGAUAGUGCACCUGACAAGAAUGGUCUGUUUGUCAUAUUUUCUGCUCUGGUAUUCAACAAUGAUGUGAAUGGUAAAACGAUUGUUUCCAACCCAAAGAGCAAACACAUGACAUUUUCCGAACGAUUUGAGCUCAACUGGCCAUAGACCACUACCCUCAAAUAAUGACAUUUUCAAAUUAUGCAAACGAACCGCUUUUCACAAAUGAUGUAUGUGCCAUAUUUAUGAAUGCUGUAGUUUUUCUCUUUGUAUCGAGAAUUUUAUUGCUUUGAUUUAGCUUUUAAUUAUAUACAAAUAGAAAAGGAAAUACAAAAUGUUUUAUUAGAGAAAAGGUGUAUCAAAGGAUGAUCAAAUUAUUUUUCAAUUCUUAUCAAUCACAUAAAAAAGGUGAUAAAACAUGCACGAAAGAAUUUUGUUACAGUAUUGCUUUCUUUAUAAUUGUUGGCGUAAGAUUUGUGAUUUGUAUUUCCUAUUAUUUAUCUUUGCGUCGUUGUUUAGCAUGGAGUUAAAAGCGUUCUGUUGGUACACAGCAUGAAGUAGAAUUUCAUACCUUAAAAGAAACUAACUGGUGUUUUGAAAAUGUAUGUAUGUAUGUAUGUAUGUUUCUAUGUAUGUAUGUAUGUAUGUAUGUAUGUAUG
Molecule: messenger RNA, 3285 nt
Organism: Ruditapes philippinarum (Manila clam)
Lineage: Eukaryota; Metazoa; Mollusca; Bivalvia; Venerida; Veneridae
Exons: 18
Coding region: 128-2794 (888 amino acids)
Source: RefSeq, a predicted model, not a curated record